Saccharomycodes ludwigii is the source of this 645-nucleotide messenger RNA. RefSeq names its product Coa1p (gene COA1). Lineage: Eukaryota; Fungi; Ascomycota; Saccharomycetes; Saccharomycodales; Saccharomycodaceae. The coding region runs from base 1 to 645 and encodes 214 amino acids. The transcript has a single exon. Gene Ontology annotation, cellular component: mitochondrial inner membrane. The record is from RefSeq and is a predicted model, not a curated record. Gene Ontology annotation, biological process: mitochondrial respiratory chain complex IV assembly.
AUGCUAUGUUUUAAAAAUCAAUUAACUAAAAGGGUGAUAUUGAAUGGUAGUAAAAUCCAUACAUCAAAAUGGUUAUCAUUUCCUUUAAAGAAUAGCUAUUCCCAAAUUACAAAAAGGACUUUGUUUACCACUAUUCCAACUUUGACACAGUCACCUGGAACUUUACCGCCUAUCAAUGAUAAAUUGGAAGAAUCAAAUACAAAAAAAAAACGUCCAAUGACUGUGAAUGAUACUUUACCAGACCCCUUCAAAGAUAAGCUCAAGAAUAGAGUCCAAUUUAUUGUAUUUGUUGUUACUACCACUAUAGCUUUGUUAUGUUUGUUUAAUUACGAGAAAACACAAUCUCCAAUUGUCACAAAUACACUAUACCAAUUACGUAGAUCACAAAGAAUUAGAGAGUUGUUGGGUAACAAUAUUGAUUUCGAGGGAUUGUUCCCUUGGGUUUUUGGUGAAUUGAACCAAGUUGCUGGGAAAAUAAACAUUACUUUUUAUGUUAAAGGUACCAAAGGUGUUAGAGGAACAGUCAGAUUGGUUGCUGACAAGAACAAUGAAUUUAACGAGCUUUUCAUUAAAGACUGGAGUAUUACUAUAGGAAAUGAAAAAAUUAAUUUGGUCGAUGAGGAGGAAAAUGCCAAAAUUGAGUAG